This is a messenger RNA of Lachancea mirantina, 1314 nucleotides long. NCBI's taxonomy places the organism in Eukaryota, Fungi, Ascomycota, Saccharomycetes, Saccharomycetales, Saccharomycetaceae. The record is from the annotation of a GenBank genome assembly.
AUGAGUGUACUGCGGGUUGGCCACAGUAGCAUGUGGGCGCAGAGUUUGCCUCGAUUGGCGUGUCUCUCGCAUUGGUCGACGGUGCGAUACUUAUCGACCCCCGCGGGGCCCCGAGUCACACUUAACACGUCGCCCACCGAGUUCAUAUCGAAUGUAAGCGCAGAUCAAAGUUUGAGCACGAAGCAAAAAAUCGCCCAAAAGGCGCGCAGUGCGCUAAGCUGUACAGACGACAAAUCAAACACCCUGCCGAAUAAUGUGCCGUUUAAUGUGAAGCUGGUGGACCAACAAGAUCGGAAGAUCGCCAGGGCGAAGGAAGCGAAAAUCGACAGCACAUCGCGCGCCGGCAUCAGGAAAACAAUUAUCGAUCCAUAUCUGCAGCUUUGCAAACCUCGACUGACUGUCUUGGUCGUCUUGUCAGCAAUCUGCUCGUACGCUCUGUCUCCAUACCCGGCCACUGUAGGUGAGCUGUUAUCACUUACAGCAGGUACAGCGAUGUGCUCGGCGUCGGCAAAUGCGAUAAAUAUGGGUCGAGAGCCGGAAUUCGACCGUAAAAUGGUUCGAACCCAGGCCCGCCCCGUCGUUCGAGGGCUAGUUACACCUAAUCAGGCUUACCGGUUUGCAGCUUCUGUGGGCGUACUAGGUGUCUCCACUUUACUCUUCGGUGUAAACUCCACUGUGGCCGCUCUAGGAGCAUCCAACAUCAUAUUAUAUGGGAUAAUAUACACGGGAUUGAAGCGGAAACACAUCAUAAACACAUGGGCGGGAGCCCUUGUUGGUGCUAUCCCACCUCUCAUGGGAUGGGCAGCCGCGAGCCCGCUUACCCACCCCGGUGGCUGGUGCCUUGCCGGAUUUCUCUACGCGUGGCAAUUCCCACAUUUCAAUACCCUUAGUCAUAAUAUCCGAAACGAAUACAAGGAUGCUGGUUACGUGAUGACGUGCUGGAAAAACCCGAAACUCAAUGCCAGAGUUGCCUUUCGGUAUUCUUUGCUAAUGUUUCCAUUGUGUUUUGGUCUAUCAUAUUUCAAUGUGACCGAUUGGUACUACCAAAUAGACUCUGCCAUAGUAAACACCUGGAUGGCGUUCUGGGCGUUCAAGUUUUGGUGGCAACAAAGACAGAACUACUCGAAAAAAAUAAUGGCGGAUGGAAUCAAAUUCAACAAAGGUUUAGCAUUGGCCAAUGUUUAUGCCAGGAAAGCAUUUUGGGUCAGUGUUUUACAUCUUCCAGCAGUGUUGAUCCUGGCCAUUUUGCACAAGAAAGGACGCUGGGAUUGGCUUUUCAAUGAGAACAACAACCACAACAAAAGGAACUCGUGA